CGCUAACGAGGGCGUGCACAGAUCGCUGAGUUUUCACCUUAUGUAAGAUUGGCUUUAAUCCAGUUCGCGCGAUUAAUGGCACUCCAUCUUUUUGGCCACGCCUUAGCUUCUGAAGCUUUCCUCUCUGACAGCUAAUGGUCGAGUCCAUUGUUCAGUGAGCACGCAGGUCUCUGAUACUCAAGGAGGACGGAGAUGGGCCAAUUAUCAGCCAACCGUCUGGACUUACAAUUACCUUCAGUCUCUUGUGGCCGACGGAGGUCGCCAAUCCCGUUGCUCGCCAGAGGGGAGGGCCGAUUGCCGACCAGUGGCGAGCUCUAGCUGGAUUUGGUGUGGGCUUGCCUCACUUAGCGACAACGAAGCCAACCUCACCUAAAUCCAAUGAGGCACCCUCACCUAGCCUCAUUGGAUCUAGGCAACGGAUGACACCCCUAACCGCUAGCAAAUUAGAGAAAAAGAGAGAGAGCCCAUCAGCCAAUGCGUGCGUCGAAGGGAGGAUCACCCACCAUUGAUUGAAGGAGAAGAAGAUGAUCUCCAUGACAUUGUCGCUGAUGCACUUUGAUUUGUCUCCUUCAUUGUGUGAAGGAUUUCUUGGAAGUUUCGAGAUAGCCAAACCAUGCGAGGCCGACCUCGCCGAUCCAUUGGCUCUCCCCUUUUUAGAUCCGAUGGGGGCUCGCCACUGACAAUGAUUGGCCCUCCCCUUUUUGGCUCGUCGUCUAAGCAAGAGAAAGAAGAAGGGAUGAAGAAAAAAUAAGAGAGAGAAAAUAAAGGAAAAAGAAAAGAAAAAAUACAAAAAUUAAGUAAAAAAAUUCAAAAAAUAAAAUAUUAUUAAAAAAUUGUCUAUCGACCGGCCAAAUUUGAUCGAAUGACUAAAUUGAUAUAAUCAUAAAAGGUUUAUGACUAAAAUUGCUAAAAAAAGAAGAAGAAGAAGAUAUAGGACUAAAUUGAAACAAUUGCUAUUGAUUAAGGACACUUUUAGUCAUUUUUCCCUUCUCUGGAUCCAGACCACCAAAGGCAAGUGGAAAUUUGUGAGGCAUAAAGUUUUACUCUUAGAUUAUUGUAGAUGGCAAAAUAAUGUUAGCCUUGCAAACAAGUUGAACUUCAUGAGGGAUAGGCCAAUGGACCCGAUGACAUUAACCAUAAUAGAGUUUUGGUAGUGUAUAGUCAGGGACUGUGAUUGGUUAAAUUGGGACGAAGCUCACUUGGUAUAUUGUUGGGCAUUUUAACGAAGUCAGCGAAUGUCCUGAGUUUGGUGAAUGGCAAUAAAGAAGCUCAACAACUUCAAUUACAAUAAUUCUAAUAAUUAUGUGCAGUUUUACCUAAUAGAUCAAGAUUUGUGGCAUAUCGUUAGCAAUGACAAUACCAAACCAUCCACUAAUGAUGAAGAGUGGAGGAAGUGGAAGAUCAAUGAUGGUAAGACUCUCAAAGUCUUGCGGUCACAGUAGAAGAUGAAUUAUUGCAGCAUAUCAAGAGUGCAAAGCCUUUGAAGACAGCAUAGGAUGCUUUGGUGGCAUUGUUUGUGAGGAUAAAUGAUAGCGAGUUAGAAUAAUUGAAAAACAAGUUACUAUUGAUCUAGCAAUAGGAUAUGAUAUUUUUCCUAAGUCAAAUAUUUUUGGAAGAAAAUUCAAAGUUAGAUCCUCAAAGUACCAUCUUUGAGACUAGGAUAAAAAGAAUCACCAUUCACGGGGUAUGACUAGAGUAAAACACUAUUGUUACAGCCCCUUGUGGAUGGGCUAAAGAUCCAACUUUGACCGAUUUGGAGAAUAUUUUGGCCAACCAAGAGGCUUUAGAAAAAUAGAUGUCUAAGGUCUUAGUAAAUGAUGAUAAGACUACCCUCUUUAGUAAUAAAAGAGGGUUUAAGAGUUAGAUGAGAAAUGGUGCUCGCACUAAAAAUGGUAAAUUGAGAAAAAAAAACUCCUAUUAAGAUUGACAAAGGUGACCACAAGGGACAAGUGCUCAGCUAGGGGGAGCUCGUUGGGAUCAGUGUAAAGAUAAUGAGAAUGAAGGUAAAAACAGCCAAACAUGAGACAAUCACUACUAUAUUUGUGAGAAAAAAAGGUCACUUUGCUAGGGAUUUUCAAUUGAAAAGAAUAGAAGGAAACAUUGCAACGUCUGAGGAAAAUAAUGGUGAAGAGGACUGGGCUUUCCAUGUGUCCCUGGCAGUGACGAAUAAAAAUAGCUUGCAUUCUUCUCUAUCAUUUAGUCAAAAGAUGUGACGACCCUUUUCACUAUAAGUGAUAAAUUAAUCAAUUAUAAUAAUGAUUUGGCAGUUGAUUCGGGGUGCUCAAGCGAUAUGACUAGAGAUCAAGGCAAGCUAUCAAACAUGUUUAAGUACAUUGAUGGAUGAGUAGUUGUCACCAUAGACAACUCAAGGUUGCUGAAUACCUAUGUCAAUCGAACGGUGAUAACAUCCCGAUUUAGUUCAUAUCAGGUUGAGUUGCAAAAUGCGUAUCGCAUGAUGGGAAUGAAGAAAAAUCCUAUUGUUGGUGUUACAACUCACAAGCUCGGGCAAUUAUGUGUUAGGUCUAAGAGACGUUAAGGUGUGCCAUAGUUUGAAACCUUGAUAGUACACGAAUCAUGGAGAGGCGUAACUAGAGUCUGUCUAGAUGAUAUGAGCAUAGACGGCAGAAAAACUUGUAAGAGUGACACGCUUGGUUGUACAAACUGUUGAUCAAACUCGGUUGUGCUGUAACUUUAUGUUAGGCAUCACUGUACUAACUUGAUGAGUAGGACAUUUGAUUUAAUGAUUUCCCCAUCUUCAUAAUUAUUAAUUCAUGUGGUCUCAUAAUCAAGAUUUAUCACUUUUAUUGAUAGGUCAUAUUUUCCUCCAUAACUAGUUUCCUCUAAUCAUGUUUUUGAUGGAUGAAUCGGAAGGCCAUCAUCGAAAUAUGGAUAUAACUUAAGGUCAGGCUACAGAGAGAAAAGGCACAAAUGUUGGAAGAAGUGAGAGGUGCUCUCAAUGACGAAAAAGCUGAACCCAUGACCAUAUUUGCUCUGGUUGAUGACUUUCAACGCUUAGGACUCGGCCAACAUUUUGAGGAAGACAUUUCGAGAGCUCUUCGCAGAUGUCUCUCUAAUGAUGCGGUCAAUAAGAGCCGGCAGAAGUCUCUGCAGGGCACAGCUCUAAGCUUUCGGAUUUUUAGACAGCACGGCUUUGAAGUUUCUCAAGAUGAUUUUAAGAUUUUCAUGGACAAAAGUGGCAGUUUUAUGAAGACCCUUGGUGGUGAUGUCCAAGGAAUGCUGAGUCUACACGAAGCCUCCCAUUUGGCCUUUGAAGAAGAAGAUAGCUUGCAAGAGGCUAGAUCAUUCGCCAUCGAGCAUCUCAGAAACCUUAAUUGCAACGUCGACAAAGAUCUCAAAGACCAAGUGAAACAUGAAUUAGAACUGCCUCUGCACUGUAGAAUGCCAAUGCUAGAAGCUCGACAGUCCAUUGAAGCUUACAGAAGAUGCGGAUACACCAAUCAUCGAAUCCCCGAAUUUGCCGUGACGAACUUCAACACGUCACAAUCAAUCCUCCAAAGAGAUCUUCAGGAAAUGUCAAGAUGGUGGAAUGAUGUUACCCUCGCGAGAAAUUUGAACUUCGUGAGGGAUAGACUAAUGGAGUGCUUCUUUUGGGCGGUUGGAGUGGCAGACGAACCUACGCUCGCUAAUUGUCGGAAGCGGCUGACCAAAGUGACCUCGCUGAUAACCAUCAUCGAUGAUGUGUACGAUGUUUAUGGCACAUUGGACGAACUGGAGCUAUUCACUGAUGCUGUUCGCAGAUGGGACAUCAAUGCUGUGGACGAUCUUCCUGGCUAUAUGAAGUUGUGCUUCUUAGCUCUCUUCAACAGAGUGAACGAAAUCGCUUACGACACUCUCAAGGAGACCGGGAAAAUUGUCAUCCCGUAUCUAGCAAAAUCGCCAAAUGGAGCUACAACAAGACUAACCCACGAUUUGAAGAGUACUUGAACAAUGGGUGGAUAUCAUCAUCAGGGCAUGUCAUAUUGAUUCAUGCCUACUUUUUAUCAAGCCCAAGCAUGAGACGGGAGGAACCAGAAUCGCUAGAACAUUACCAUGAUAUCUUGCGCUUGCCAUCCAUGAUUUUGGGUCUU
Eucalyptus grandis is the source of this 4088-nucleotide messenger RNA. RefSeq names its product isoprene synthase, chloroplastic-like. The record is from RefSeq and is a predicted model, not a curated record. The transcript is spliced from 7 exons. The coding region runs from base 2929 to 3945 and encodes 338 amino acids. NCBI's taxonomy places the organism in Eukaryota, Viridiplantae, Streptophyta, Magnoliopsida, Myrtales, Myrtaceae. Gene Ontology annotation, molecular function: terpene synthase activity; magnesium ion binding.